CCGACAGGUGAGACCGUGAAUUCAAGCGAUUCACUCGCGGUACUGUCGCGCUACCGUCUGGUUCGUUUGGUACCGAGUUUUUGUGUUCAAGUGUCAUUUUUCGAAUUUUUUUUCGGUGAGUGGUUUUGGGAUUUGGUACCAACGUGGGCAAGAUUAAGCGAGGUUCGAAUCGGAUUGAUCCGGUUAAGUACCGAACAAAGACAUGUCGAAAAUGGACCAAUCAACCCAAGUCGAUUUCCCAAUAGUUGUACGAAAAAUGCGAAGACACAAUACUUCAGCCGACUUAUUUGCAACAAAUAGAGGACAUGGUAAUAGUUGGAAUCACUCAAAAGUGUCAAUGCCCCGCCCCAAAUCGCUCAACUUCCCCGACCCCCUCACCAAUCGCGCCAAAAUCAUCUAUUACUCCGACAGCCCCUUGUCCCGCCUCCCACUCCCCGUCAGCGAUCUCCACUUAGGCUCCAUCUCCCGGGAACGCACUCCGCCCUUUUCUUGUAGUUCGAGCGUUGCCUCCACCUCUUCCCCCACCUACAAGCCCGACCCAUCGUGUCAAUGCUCCAAUGAUAGCAUCUACUGCCGGCGCAUUCCCGCCAAUAGCACGCAAGGUUUAUCCUGGCGCCGCCUACACAUGUCACGUGCCAAACUCAAGGCCACUGCUACCACUAGCGAACUUCUUUCAGGCUUCGCGAUGGUUGCGAUGGUGGAAUUACAGAUAAAUGACGACACGGCGGUGCCGGAAUGGUUAUUUGUGAUUUUCGCAGUUUGUACCACUGUUUUAGUAGCGGUGCAUAUUUUUGCACUUAUGAUUUCAACGUAUAUUUUACCAAACAUUGACGCUGUUGCUAAGUUAGAAAUAUGCGAGAUGGUUGCUGAGAGCCCCCAUGAACGCAUGAGGGGGUUUAUUGAGUUGGCGUGGGCUUUUUCAACAGUAUUAGGUUUGUUCCUCUUUUUGGUGGAAGUGGCUAUUCUUUGUUGGGUCAAAUUUUGGGACUACUCGUUCACGGCCGCAACGGCGGCCACUGUUAUUGUUAUUCCAGUAUUAAUAACUUUCGUAUUGUUUGCUGUACAUUUCUACCAUUCACUCGUUGUGUACAAAUGCAAUUCCUCAGUAAAUGAUAUGGAGAAGUUAGAAAAUAUGAAAAAACAUUUAGACGAAGUUACCAGUCCUGUGUGAUCAUAACCAGUAUUUUUUGUAAUUUAUAUUUAAUUAAAUUAAAUAGAUUUACUUCUUA
Tribolium madens (black flour beetle) is the source of this 1229-nucleotide messenger RNA. RefSeq names its product calcium release-activated calcium channel protein 1-like. Gene Ontology annotation, cellular component: membrane. Lineage: Eukaryota; Metazoa; Arthropoda; Insecta; Coleoptera; Tenebrionidae. The record is from RefSeq and is a predicted model, not a curated record. Gene Ontology annotation, biological process: store-operated calcium entry. Gene Ontology annotation, molecular function: store-operated calcium channel activity. The transcript has 4 exons. Bases 203 to 1171 code for a protein of 322 amino acids.